UCGUCUGUAAUUUUGUAUAUGUUUCGGAAAUGUGAUUCGCAACUAUUGAAACGAAAUUUUUUUCAGUUCCUAGUUUCCUUUCACUUUAUCUCACUUAUAUGUUCCUUUAGCCUUGUUGCCUGCAAUCUUGCAACCUCUUUGUUUAUCCUAUACAAAAUUUGUUUACAAAACUGGGUAUGACCCAAAUAUAUAAGCCACCGUCUCCUUCGCCACAAGGUGCUCCAGCAGAGAUCGCUGGCGGACUGGUCUAACCUGUUCUUGUCAGAAUGCGUCAUCAGCAGGAAGAGCACAUACAUAAAUAAACGUUUAUUUAUUUAUAUAUUUGCCAACCUGCUAUUGAUUUUCUCAAUUCAGAGGUAUUCAUAAAUCUUUCUUUUCAAUUUCGACUCCAAAAGUCGCCAAAUGCCUCCCAAGCACAUCUGCCCUGCAGUUUUCAAACAUUCCGAUCUAUCCUGGAACCUAAAUCAGUUCCAUUUCGAACCAAUUUCAAUUUCAUUGGAAAUUCAUUUAUUAUCUCUGAUCGUUCUAGAAUUAGUCACCUCUGCUUAAUUCCAUAUUCUUUAUCACUACCUGGCUGUCCCUAAAAAUAUUCAAGCUCCCAUAGAGUAUCAGCAAACUAGCGCAAGAUCUCGCUUAUUGCAACCAAUCCGCCGGAAAGAUGUUGCAGUGGCCCGGAGGACGACAAGAAAUCAUUUGUGGAAGAUUACUCUCUUAGUUCUAUCGAUCAGCUUUGAUCCAUCUGUCUAAAAGUGAAAUAUUUUCACAAUAUUUCUGCACAAUCAAUACUAAAAACUUGUCCCCAAGAAAAUAAGAAACUCGCUUUAUCAGAGGAUACAUUAUUAACCCGCAGCUCAGUUGAAAACGAGAUUAAGAACUUGGGCCAACCCAGAUUUAGAGAGAACUUAUAAACGAAUAUUCAAAAUAACAAGAUAUACAUUAUAACGUCAUGUUUUUUGUUUAAAAAAACUAAGUCAAAUAAUUUGAACCUGUCUUCGUAAAGAGGAUGUUUACUGAGUCCUAAGGUACUGACUUGAUUCUUUAGAAAUUCGACUCUUUCAAUUGCAAAAAUUAAUUCAUAAUUUAUUAUAACCAUAGAUUAGACUAAUCUAUAAAGAUAAAGGUAUAAUUAUGAAAGCUCUGAACAAGGGCUUUUCCUUAAUUUUAUUUCAUUUUAAGUGUUUGUUAAGCUGAGCUUUAAUUUUAUGUAUCAAAUAUUCCUACUUAUUAUGGGGUUCGGGAACUAUGCAAAUAUUCUAACUAGGACAAAAAACUACGUUUCUUUAGUAGUUUCUUUAAUAAUAGUUAUAAUCUUAUAUACGUAUUCUUAUUAUAUGCAGUGACAAAGUUUUGUAAAGGCGGCGCAGGAAAAAAUUUAAAAUACAGCUAUUAAUUAGUAAACGUGUAAGAUGAAAGCUAUUUAAUAACAAAUUUAAUUAAGAGUUUAUUACACAUUAUAAUUAUUUGUAUAUAUACAUAUACAUACAUAAUACUUUUGGGUUGUAUGUGGAUCUACAUUUCUACUGUAAAAUAAUUAUUCUGAUAAUACAUAGCUUAACUAGAUUGGUAUACUUAUACGAGUACAUUUGAAUAAAAAAAAACUUUCAAUUUUUAUAUAUAUUUAGUUCAAGUUGGUUAAUUAUCAAAAAAUUUGAAAGUAAUAAAAGAAGCAAAUAACAAAAUAUUAAAAUUUUAAUAUUGCAUAUUAUUAAUGACGUGCUCGUUAGUGAUAUGUUUUAUUCCUCCGAUGCUGGUAAUUUAACCGGUGGGGUUGGUGUUGGGGAGCCAAAAAAUAACAAUAGUAAUAUCAAAAUAAAUCCAUUACGCAUACCUAAAUCACCAUCGUUCCAUAGUGGUUUAGAUUUGGCGGCAACAGUUGAUAAGAAUUUCUCAUAUAUUAAUCAGUCACGUUCAACAGGUAGUUUUACAAAUAUGCCCUCUUUAGAUCAACAACAUCAACAACAACAACAACAACAAUCAUAUCAACAACAAGAAUACACAUCAAGUAAUUUACUAAAGUCUACAUCAACAAACACAAAUUCAUUUAAAAUUUAUCGUAAUAGUAUAAAACCAAACAAGGGUUUUAUUGAUACUGGAGAUGUAACAGCAACACCAGCAAUACCAGCAACUGCAGUAAUAUAUACAAUACCAUCAUCCACAAUAGCAAAUAAUUCCAUAAUUGAUUUUAAAACUGUUGCUAAUGGCAGUAAUAAUAUUGAGAGCAAUGGGAGUUAUAAUAGAACAGCAUCUGCUGUUUUUAGCAAUGGAAAUGGUACAAAUUUUAUACCAAAUGUAAAUAAUUCAUUAGCAAUGACAAUAACAACUGGUACGAGUGGUGUUUCAAAUCUAUCAUACUCAUUAUCGUCAUCUUCGUCGUCAACAUCAUCAACAUUAUCAACUACAUCUAUACUGACAACUGUGGCGACAACUGUAUCAUCGUCUCUAUCAAAUACGUCAUCACCUCAACUUGCUACAGGAUCAAUAUCAUUAACAUCAUCGCAUCAACAAGUAAUGCCAACAUUAUCUGGUAGUCCUAAUAGAGCCAGAGACAGAAAUAUAUACAAUGCUCCACCAGCUAGUGCUGCUAUAUCUCUACCUAAUUUAAGAGAUACACCUGGGAACGAACGGGAGGAAUUAUUUAUACAAAAAUUAAAACAAUGUUGUACAUUAUUCGAUUUUUCCGAACCUUUAAGCGAUUUAAAAUGGAAAGAAGUAAAACGUGCAGCACUGCACGAGAUGGUUGAAUAUUUAAGCAACAAUAAUGGCGUUAUUACGGAACAGAUUUAUCCAGAAGCGAUUAAUAUGUUUGCUGUUAAUUUGUUUAGAACAUUACCACCAUCAUCAAAUCCAAAUGGUGCUGAAUUUGAUCCAGAAGAGGAUGAACCAACACUAGAGGCAUCGUGGCCGCAUCUGCAAUUUGUUUAUGAAUUAUUUUUACGUUUCCUUGAAUCGCCAGAUUUUCAACCAAAUGUUGCUAAACGUUAUAUUGAUCAUCAUUUUGUUUUACAAUUGUUGGAACUAUUUGAUUCAGAAGAUCCUAGAGAAAGAGACUUUUUAAAAACUGUUCUACAUAGAAUUUACGGAAAAUUUUUAGGACUAAGAGCAUUUAUAAGGAAACAAAUCAAUAAUGUAUUUUAUAGGUUCAUAUAUGAAACAGAACAUCACAAUGGAAUUGCUGAGCUAUUAGAAAUUUUGGGUAGCAUUAUAAACGGUUUUGCAUUACCACUUAAAGAGGAGCAUAAACAAUUUCUAUUAAAGGUUUUAUUACCUCUGCACAAAGCAAAGAGUUUAUCUGUAUAUCAUCCCCAAUUAACUUAUUGUGUUGUUCAAUUUCUUGAAAAGGAUCCUAGUUUAUCAGAACCAGUAAUUAGGAGUUUACUGAAAUUUUGGCCAAAAACACAUAGUCCCAAAGAAGUAAUGUUUUUGAAUGAAUUGGAAGAACUAUUGGAUGUUAUAGAACCAGCUGAAUUUCAAAAAGUUAUGGUACCUCUAUUUCGUCAAAUUGCAAAAUGUGUAUCAAGUCCACAUUUUCAAGUUGCUGAACGUGCCCUUUAUUAUUGGAAUAAUGAAUAUAUAAUGUCAUUAAUAGCUGAUAAUUCACAAAUUAUAUUACCAAUAAUGUUCCCAUCUUUAUACCGCAAUUCUAAAACUCAUUGGAAUAAAACUAUUCAUGGCCUAAUAUAUAAUGCAUUAAAAUUAUUUAUGGAAAUGAAUCAAAAAUUAUUCGAUGAAUGUAACAAGAACUAUCGUCAAGAAAAACAAGCUGAAAGAGAUAAAAUGAGUCAGCGAGAAGAGUUAUGGUCGCAAAUUGAGAUUUUGGCCAAAAAUAAUCCAGAAUUUUCAAAACUUCAAAUAUGCAAUCAAACAGUAUCACUCAGUAUUUCUAAUAGUCAAAUAGAGUAUGAACAAAUUACUGAAAAUUGUGAUUUAACUUAUGACAAAAUAGAACAAGAAACUCGUGAGGUUGGUGAUAUAUAUUCCCGUAAUGAGCGAAAUAAGGAUAAACCAUUGAUUCGAAGAAAAUCUGAUUUACCUGCUGAUACUGGAACAGUUCGUGCUCUUAUUGAACAUAAACGUGCGGAUGAAUAUCUUAAAACUCCACCUGAUGUCAAUAACUGCUAGAAUAACGCUCCUUUAUAUAAUAUAAAAUGAAAUAUUUAAAGAAAUUUAUCUAUAAACAAUGUUAAAAAUAUAAAAUUAAAAAGAAAUAAACACAAGUGUUAUUUUAAGUUUAUAAAUAUUUUUAAACUUAAAAACAAAAACAGCUAUUUUUUUAAUCAUUAUCAUUGCUAUUAAUAUUAAUAUUACAAUUAUUUUUUAUUAUAUUAUUAUUAUCAAUAUUACAAAUAUUAUAUCUAAUAAAAAACAUAAUUUUUAAUACAUAGCUAGAUUAUACUUGGCGCGCAAAAAUAUUGCACUGAUAUAAAAAUAUGUAUGCAUACAAAAUUAUAUGUAUUUAUGUAUAGAUACAAACAUUUUAUAAAUUGAAUAUAAAAUAAGAACUAAAAAUAUGAGUU
Condylostylus longicornis is the source of this 4514-nucleotide messenger RNA. RefSeq names its product serine/threonine-protein phosphatase 2A 56 kDa regulatory subunit gamma isoform (gene wrd). The transcript is spliced from 8 exons. Gene Ontology annotation, biological process: protein dephosphorylation; signal transduction. Lineage: Eukaryota; Metazoa; Arthropoda; Insecta; Diptera; Dolichopodidae. The coding region runs from base 1729 to 4119 and encodes 796 amino acids. Gene Ontology annotation, cellular component: protein phosphatase type 2A complex; nucleus; cytosol. The record is from RefSeq and is a predicted model, not a curated record. Gene Ontology annotation, molecular function: protein phosphatase activator activity.